Messenger RNA from Photinus pyralis (common eastern firefly), 9438 nucleotides. RefSeq lists its product as uncharacterized. The coding region runs from base 178 to 8910 and encodes 2910 amino acids. Gene Ontology annotation, molecular function: protein binding. Gene Ontology annotation, cellular component: cytoplasm. The transcript has 3 exons. Lineage: Eukaryota; Metazoa; Arthropoda; Insecta; Coleoptera; Lampyridae. The record is from RefSeq and is a predicted model, not a curated record.
AACGGAAUGCGUCCAUUAAUGGGGCCAGUUGAUUGGGGCAUCUUUAAAAUUAUUAAAAGAAAUUGCAAUAGAUGAGUAUUUCGGGUAUAAAUUGAAAUAAAAAACAGAGGCCUUUUUUAGUGUGUCGCGAGUAAACAAUGAACAUUUCGGUGAACACAUAAUUACUUGGUAUCGUAAAUGGAAGCGAUGGAAGCAGUUCAGCAAGGGCGAGCACAGGCCAUUGACAAGACCAAAGCCCUUCAACUAGUGCUCCUUCGAUGUCUUCUGCACGACGCUUACGAGUUUCGCACGAACGGCGACUACCUCGUACUAGACACCUCCGAUGAGACCGUCGCAAUUUACUUCCAUCUUGUUCCAGAACCCAAACCUCUUCAGCACGGCGACUUUAGCGAGGAAGGCGAAUUGAACUUCGCUCGAGCGGUCAGUGCGAGCACUAAGUAUUUUAUCUUUACUAACUGCCCGGUAGAUCAGCUUAAUUUUAAGGGUCGCGCGGACGACAAAUUCGGUUUUCUCAACCUGACGAAUUUACGCGAGCUCGCAACCGAACACUUGUAUCUCGAUCGGAUUCCUUCCGAUCUCGGCCCGAGUAUUACCGAAGCUCUACGAGAGUUUACUAGUCAGCGCGGCAUAAGCCGUUUCUUCUCCCAGUUGAUACUAAAUCGAUUUCGUUCGUAUUUAAAACUCGCACGAAGCUUUACACGGAAUGAUAUUAAAUUAGCUUUACUAGAAUUAUUCGUCGCUAGGUAUAAGGUGGAUUUGUUCUACGACACGCGGGUCAGUUACAGCGAGCUUUGGGCGGAUAUCACUCGCGAUUCGCCUUUGAUUGCGGUCGAGUCCGAGUUUGCUAGUGAGACGUUUUUGAAGUCGCACACCGCGGGAGUCAUCGCUAAGUUUGGAGAUUCGUCCGAGAUCGCCUAUCGCAACCUGUGGGUGUCGGGGGAGGUGGCGCUCUUAUUGUCGGCGCCCAGCUCGAAGGACCACCUGAAUGUUGUCAACAUUCUCAAGGCGUUUUCGGCCGGCGUGAAAGUGACGGUGUUGACAGUUUCUGGCCACGACACCGUGUUGCGCUUGAACGAGGAGCAGUCGAGUCGGUUACUGAAAUGCGACGCCAGCUUGCAAGGGAAGUCGACGUUUCGGCUCGGGGAGUUCGUGGACGAGUUGGUAUCGUUGAAGGCCAGCGAUGCCAUUCGGGUGAUUACCAACAAUUUAAUCGUCGAUUAUUGCUGCAAGAAACCGCCGGAGAAUUUCAUCGAGAGAUCCUAUGUCAAGGUGAUUAUUAGGCUCGAUGCCGUCGCCAGUUUGGUGGAGGAGACCUUCGUCGUGAAAGACGAGGUGGACGGUGUCAAUGUCUCACUGGGCGCUGUGGAGGGUUUGUCGAAUUUGGUCAUUGUAAAAGAGAGCCCGGUGGAUGCGUUAAUAGAAGCGAGAGAGACUGGUCGCCCCGUUCACCUCUUGGUGUCGAACGGUGAGAACUGGCUCGAGUGGAAGAGUUCGUGGGGGUGUUCCGACGGUAUUAAAAAAUUUGAUAUUUCGCAAGAGUUGAGGCUGGAGGGUGAUGUUGCGCAGUUGGCUAGGGACCGCGAGUGCACGGUGCGACUGCUUGCCAUGGAGGCGUCGAUGGGUAAGUCGACGGUUUUGGAUCAUUUAGCACUUUCCAUGACAGAUCGUUGGGUUCUUCGCGUGGAUUUAAACAGAUACCUAUCUGAAGAUUCUCGCAAAAUUGACCUGGUGGAUUUGUACAGGUUUUGCACGCAGAACAGCUCCGAAUUGGCGCAGCUUUUGUUUGGGAAAUUCGCCGACGCGAAGAACGCAGAGGUGCUCUUUGACAAUUACGAUCAGGCGGCUUUGAAUCAUUCGGACAAAGCGUUCGAGUUGCUUACGUCUUUGCAACAGAAGAACGUGGGCUUUUGGAUAAUAGCGAGUGGUAAAAAUGCUGGGAGAUUGGAGAAGCAGCUCGCUACGAUUGCGAUACCGCUGAAUUCAUUUAACGUACGAAAUUCGCGCGAUUUUCUCGCCAGGUACUUCGGUCAGUUUGCGGGGUCGCAGAAGGCCGAUGUGAACACGUUCGUUGAGACGCUGUUGCGUAUGCUUUGGAGGGAGAUCCAUGGCUUUCUCGAUUCCCCCUUGUACCUAACUCUCAUCGCCAACAUUUACAUGGAGGACUUCAAGCACUUUGUUUUGACUGGUGGGUUGAGGCUCGAAGAUAACUUUCAGUUGAUCAACUUUUUGGAAACCUUCACCACAGCGUACGUCAACUACUUGACAGACAAAUACGAUUUUUGUGAUAACAAAUUUUUCUCGCAUCGUCUUCCGAUGUUAGCUCUACACACUAUCUUCGAGCCGAGCGAUUUGGAAGCCUUGAAGGAGGACGUGCUGGCUGAAUUUGCGGAGGAAGGAAUUGUCGAGUGCAAAUUACCUCAUGCGAUUAUGGCCCAGUUUUUAUCUGCGAGGUGGAUGUACGAGAAUUUAUCGAGCAGGCGCAUUUUGGUCAGGGCUUUAAAUAAGAGGCGCUUUUCCGAUUUGAAUAUCUAUCAAGGCACCUUUACCAUGUUUGAUCAUCUGUUAGCUAAAGAUCUUCCGUUGCACACUACGCUCAUCCGAAGCAAACUGAAAUACGUCUCGACCGAAAACAGCGAUUUUAGUGCAACUGAUUUAGGGGGACGAAAUGCUGUGCACAUGGCCGCACUGUACGGUGUGUGCCAUCCCAGAACGAACAUCUUGCGCGGCAUCGAUCUCAACGACCAUCUGGUCACUAUCGUUACGUUAGCCGAUCGGAGUGUAAUCGAGGCGGAUGAUACGCUGUUGGGAUAUUCCGCUUUGGAUUACGCCCUAAGCAGUGGGUGCCUGGCCGUUGCCAACGCCAUAUGCGAAAAGUCCCCGCAAUUGGUCGGACGGAUUCACAUGGUCCCUACGCAGGUCGAAAGUUACAUCGCGUACUGCGUUCAAAUUGAACACUACGCGCACCUGUACAAAUCCUUGCUUAAGUACUUGAUUUGGCACAAAGUCGCGACCAGUCAAUUGAGAGAAAACAUGGAAGCUUACACGUUCUCCACCCAACUGGAACUCGAUGAGCUGACCCAGCAGACUGUGGAGACCUACAUCAGGAAUUUAGAAGUUACAUCCUUGAGCCAACUCAUAGAGAAGCUGGAGUUGAAGCAAGAGAACUCGCGAUAUUUCACUAACUUGCACCUUGCCGCCGCCUUCGGAUCGAAACAAAACAUACUCGACCUGUUGAAAGAGGGCGCUAAAAUCAAUAACCUUGGCAGUCGAUCGUUCACGCCGCUUCAUGCUGCAGUAAAUAACAAUCGAGCGGACAACGUCGACGCUCUUCUCGCGGCCAGGGCUAAGAUUAACGUGAUCGACCCCUUCGGAAACACAGCUUUACACCUGGCGUGCGCGAGGCGUAAUCCCGGGAUGGUCACGAAACUCAUGCGACGAGGCACCGACAUCAGCAUACAAAACGACGCAGGCGACACUCCGUUUCACCACGCGCUGAAGCACAGCUGUGAGCCGAGCGCGGAAUUGUUCCUUCCCGACAAAUACUACUCGCUCUUCUUCUCGCCCCAGACCAGCAUAUCACGCGAUGGCUGUCUCGACGUUAACCUACAAAACAACAAUGGCGACACGCCUCUGCUGCUCGCCCUGAAGCACGACUGCGGCGGAAUCGUGCGCGACCUCUUGGAGUACCACGCCGACGUCCACGCGAUCAACCAGUCAGGCAAUUCAUGUCUGCAUUACGCCGCAGAGGUCGACGAUUACAAGACCGCCUUAGAACUGAUCUACUAUCGCGUCAACCUCAACGGCGUUAACAGCGAAGGCCAAACUCCUCUGCUGAUCGCGCUCAAGUCUCUCCACGUGCGCAUCGCCAGGCUUCUACUUUCGAAAGGCGCCCACGUUGACGGUUGCGACAGCCUGGGCAUGACCUGUCUGCAUUACGCCGCCAAAACCGGCCUCAUGGAUCUGGUCGAGGUCAUUUUGGAUAAGGGAGCCGAAAUUAAUCGGCGGAGUAACGAGGGUGAGACUCCGUUGAGUCUCGCGCUGACGCGAAAGAGUGUCGAUAUCGUACUACUGCUGUUGAGGAGGGGCGCUGAUCCGAACAUUUCCGAUGGUAACGGCUGCAACGGAUUGCAUCGCGCCAUCGAAUGGAAGCUGACGAGCGCGGUCAAGGCGUUGGUGGAGCAUGGGUGCGACAUGAACCACAAGGAUAAUGAUGGCGAUGCUCCAUUGUUUACGGCCUUACGUCUUGAUGCGGUCGGUAUCGUCAAGCUCUUGCUGGCGAGAGGUGCCGAUGCAAGUGCCACCAAUGCGAGCGGUUCCACGUGUCUACACGUUGCCACAUCAUUUGUUACACUAAUGGAAGACUUCCUCAAAAUGGGGUUGGAUGUGAAUGCGGUGGAUAGUAAUGGCAAUACGCCACUGAUCAUCGCGUCACAAGAGCGUCGUACUGCAGUAAUGAACCUACUGAUCGCGAAUGGGGCCGACAUCCUCGCCGAAAGCAGGGAGGGGUACACCGUGCUUCACCACGCUGCGCGUUUCGGUUUGACUGACUUGAUUGUCGAUUUGCUGAACCGGGGAGCUGAGAUCAAUAAAAAAACCGUCACGGGUGAGACGCCAUUGUCGUUUCACAUCCGCGACUGGCAGCUGGAAGCGAUCACGACGAGGUUGCUACUCAAUCGAGGCGCUGAUAUAAACGUGAUCGACUUGGGAACCGGUAACUCUCUCCUACAUUCCGCCACAGAAAAGAGCAAUACUGGAGUGGUAGCCGCCCUGUUUAAGGCUGCGGUUGAUCUCGAGGCGCGAAACAACGAAGGAGAGACCGCGCUGCAUCUCGCCAUUAAACGCGAGCGCUUCGAGAUUACAAAGCUUUUGCUUGCGAAGGGAGCGAAUGUUAAUGGGCGUGAUAACGGCGGUGAUACUUGCCUGCAUAGCGCUGUAGCUGCUGAGAGCAGCGAGAUGGUGAUGGCGUUGCUCCAAGCCGGGGCUAAGACAGACGCGAUCGAUGGCAGUGGGGAAACUCCUGUUAGCAAAGCGCAUAGGUUGGGAUAUUCCGGCAUUGUAAACCUGUUACUGAAAAAAGCCGAAAUGACGAACGUGGAGCUGCUGUCGGCUGUUACGAAAGGAGAACCGUACACGGUUAGGAAACUCAUCGAGGAAGGUGUUGAUAUCAACAUGCGAGACGAGAGUGGCAAUACACCGCUUCUGCUCGCGCUUCACAACUGCAAUCUAGCGAUUUCUGACUUUCUUCUGUCGAAAGGGGCUGAUGUUACCGUGUCUAACAAUGACGGUGACACUCCUUUACAUUACGCAACCGACAUUGGAGAUAUACAAAUUGUCCGGAAAGUCCUCGGAGGGGGAUGUGAUAUUGAUGCCGUUAACAGUGAUAAUGAUUCGGCUCUUAUGCGCGCUAUAGACGGGUAUCAUUUCCACAUCGCACGUCUACUGCUCGAGCGCAACGCGAAAGUAGAGCUACCUGCGCACAAUCGGAAAGGAUCGUGUCUUCACGUGGCUUGCGAGUAUAGCUCUGAAGACCUUACUGCGCAGCUAAUCAACGCAGGUCUUGACCCCGACCAGUUCGGUAAUUGUGGAAUGACGCCGCUAAUUCAAGCGCUCACGAGGCGGCACAGGCGGAUCGCUCUAAGUCUUAUUGAACGCGGCGUCGACCUCAACGUUAUGAGCGAUUACGGAGACUCUGCUCUUUCAUUAGCCGUCAUUUAUCAGUACUGUGACGUCAUCGCCCUACUAAUAGAGAAAGGGGCGCUGCUGGAUUACUGGGACGAUAACGCCGGUUCCCCAUUAAAAACCGCGAUCUCCAACGAAAAACGGGAGGCCGCUAAACUGCUACUCUCCCGUGGAUGUAACGUUCACCUGGGGAACGCAUCGGAAGGAUACCCCUUGCACGCCGCGGCAGCUGGCGACUUGCACGAUUUCAUCUCGAUUAUCUUAGAUAACGGUUUCGAUGUCGACAAGAAAGGAAGCGAAGAAACCGCACUCUUGAUAGCAACCGAUAGAGGCAACUACGCUUCCACAACGACCUUGAUAUCAAACGGCGCCUCCGUAGAUGUCUACAGUUACAACUUCACCUCAAUUCUCUGCUUCGCAGCCAAGAACGGAUGGGAAGAAAUGGUCGAAGAUCUCAUAAAAAACGGCGCAGACAUUCAUCACAAAAACCAAGAUAACGAGACGCCUCUUCAUUUCGCGCUACGCGAACCAAGGGUUAACGUCGUGAAAUUGCUGUUCAAGGCGAUACUCGCGCACGACCCCAAGGACGGCAACCUGAACUACCUUCAUCUGGCGGCGGAAUUUGGCGACAACCAAAUCGUGUCCGAACUCCUGAAGAAGGGUUUCGAGAUCAAUAAGCAGAACGACUACGGCGAAACUCCGCUACUGCUCGCGUUGCAUUACGAAAAACUGAGUACCGCCAAGCUUUUGCUCGCGAAUGGAGCGGAUCGUAACGUCGUCGGUUACGGAGACGCCCUCCCCUGUUUCCAAUCCUUCGUCCGUUUCGGCUGGGACGAUAUGGUGCUGAGUAUGCUGGAGGAGGGCUUCGACGUCAACACCAAAUCGUACCAGGGUUUCACCCCCUUGCACGUUGCCAUCCAAAACGGAAACGUCUCCACCAUCACGCUUUUGCUGGCACAUGGUGCUGACCCGACCGUGCCGAGCGCAUGCAACGCCACGCCACUGGAGCAGUGCAUCCGCUACCGCUGCAGCAAGCGAACCCUCAAAGCCUUCCUGGAGAAAAUCGACCCGAGUAAAAGCCAAAAGUGCGUGAAUUAUGCCGCGUUUUUAGCAGUCGAUUAUAACUACUCGGACCUGCUGGAGGUUCUCAUCGAUUUCGGCGUUGGCAACUACGAAAACAAUUACGGACACAGCACCCUUUCUAACGCCGUAAAAAAUCGUUACUACAGUGUGGUGCGGCAUGUGCUGGACAGAAAUGGAGACGUUGACGACCAGAACUCGUCAGGCGUAAGUCUCUUAAUGAUCGCCGUGAAAUCUGGCGACGUUGACAUGGCAAAGUUGCUACUGGAGCGGGGCGCCGAUGUCACCGUAGCCAAUUAUGAAGGGGAUACGUGUUUACAUCUCGCCGCCUGCGACACCGAAGAAAUGCUCACGUUGUUCCUGGACCGGGGCAACUUGGAAGCGAGAAACCUGUCAGGUUUGACGCCUCUAAUGUUCGCACUGAAGUCGUUCAGGCAUUCGGCUCGGCUGUUGAUUUCAUCAGGUGCCGAUAUACUCACCGAAGACUUCAUGGGCAACACUUGCCUGCACAAUGCCGCCUGGGCUGGGGACGAGGAAAUGGUGACGUUUUUUUUGGAGAGCGGACUCGAUAUGCACCAAAGGAAUGCCGAAGGUGACGAUUGCUUAGACAUGGCUAUCAACAACGGGUCUCUAAGCGUCGCGAAACUGCUGAUCACUUACGGAGCGGAUCCCAACCAGGCGAACCGCUACGGCGAGACUUGUCUGUUAAAAGCCAUCGAGGCGGAGAGCGAACUGGUCGCCGACUUUCUCGCGAGAGAUGUCGAUGUUAACUGUCAGAGAAACGACGGUCACACUCCAUUUACCCAGGCGCUCGAAAGGUACAAUACAGACCACGCGAAACUGUUGCUGGCGAAAAACGCCGACGUUAGCGUGCGAAACCGUCAAGGUACGAACUUGCACUACGCCAUCACGCAAGGUAUCGACAUCGUCGACGCGUUACUUGAUCUCGGCGUGGACGAGCAAGACGACAAGGGCAACACUCCGCUGCUUCUCGCCGUUAAAUCCGGCGAGCUCGAGACUGCCAAGCUCCUCCUGGAGAAAGGCGCAGAUGUGCGCGUCAAAAACAACGAGUACAACACCUGCCUGCAUUACGCGACCUAUCACUCUGAUGUAGAGCUUCUGCAAAUGUUCCUUGGGAAAGGCAUCGACAUAAACUGCAGCAACCUACUCGGCGAGACCCCCCUACUCAAAGCACUGAAGGAUGGCAAAUUAGACCACGCCAAAAUACUGCUCGGUGAAGGUGCCGAUUGUAACGUCGUCGACAAUGAGAACGGCUCCUGUUUGGUGUACUGUGCCCAGUACGGCUUCGACGAACUGCUCGCCGACUUAAUCUCGAAAGGGCAUGACGUUAACCGAGCAUACUCCGAAGGCACUCCGCUUCAGAUGGCCUUCUAUGGAAGACAGGCAGGCGCAGUCAAAUUGCUGCUCGCAAAUGGUGCGGACAUCCACUCCUGCACUUCCUAUUACGCAUCCUGGGUAGACCAUGUCAUCGCACUUGAAGACCUUGAAAUACUACAUACUAUACUCGCACAAGGAAUCGAUGUAAACACCCGAAUAUCACGAAGCGAACCCCUACUCAAUACAGCUCUGAAAGAGGAGUGCAGGGCUAUGGUCGAUUUUUUAAUAGCAACAGGGGCAAGUACUCGUUUUGUCAACUAUGCCACGGGAGACUCCUGUUUGCACCACGCAGUACUUGCAGGAUACGAGGAUAUCGUGGGCAAUCUCUUGGAUGAAGGUCUCGACAUCGACCGCGAAAAUAACCAGCGCGAAACGCCGCUACGCGUCGCUUUAGUCGAUAAUAAAUGCGCUAUGGCAAAGUUGCUGCUUUCACGCGGCGCUUCGGUUGACGAGGGUAACUUUCGCGACUCCUACCUCCACCAUGCGGUCAAGCUGGGUGACGACUCUCUGGUUCUCGACCUGAUAACUAAGGGAUGCGAGCUAAACGCGCGCAACUGUGACGGCCAUACGCCGCUAUCUCUCGCGGUGUUGGCAAACAACGUCGCCAUGGUGAAUCUACUUCUUGAGCAGGGGGCCGAUUUCGCCGUGAGAGAUAAGGGGGGUCGUAAUUUGUUGUAUACAGCGAAAAGUGUCGAUGCCAAUGAACUUGCCGAUCGGUUUGUUAAUCUUGGACUUGCAUAUGAGAAGUUCUAAGAUAUUGUAAUUGCUCUGUGAUAAUUUGUACCUACAUUUAUUUUAAAGCUGUCUAUUAUUGUUAAAGUGCCUAAUCACUGUUAAUCGUAUAGCAAUGGAUAUUCCAACCAUUCGCGUUUUAAGAGAUUUAUUUACUAAAUCCUUUUUUAUUGUUGUGCCAAGUUUUGCAAUUGUUUUUAAUUGUGUUUCUAAAUAAAUAUAUAACAAAUAUCGAUUAGAAUGAAAUAAAUCAGAAAGGAUCCCACAAUAGACUCAGAAUUCAAGUAGUUGUACAAUCUAGGAGAAUUCUAAAAAUGUCAAGUAAAGAAUUGAAGAAUACAGUAGGAUUUCAUGGAUCUGAGAAGCCGAAAAAUAUGCAAAAGAGGGAAAAAUUGAAGAUAGAAAGGAAGUAUCUAACACAUUCGAUGAAAUUGGAGCAUUGGAAAAAAGCUAAAGGAUCUGUUUCGAAGAAACGCAAGCAUAGAACAAUCCAAAAAUGAGCAUCCGAAGAACCAAAAGAAUAGCAAAAUGUCAAAAGUCUGACGAACA